Molecule: messenger RNA, 1506 nt
Organism: Opisthorchis viverrini
Lineage: Eukaryota; Metazoa; Platyhelminthes; Trematoda; Opisthorchiida; Opisthorchiidae
Exons: 5
Coding region: 98-1189 (363 amino acids)
Biological process (GO): proteasome-mediated ubiquitin-dependent protein catabolic process; multicellular organism development
Cellular component (GO): cytoplasm
Molecular function (GO): ubiquitin conjugating enzyme binding; ubiquitin protein ligase activity; zinc ion binding
Source: RefSeq, a predicted model, not a curated record
GCCAUACGGUACUUUACGGUGCGUCUUGCCGUCGCGCGGUUGACGUCCCGCCACUCAAGUGUGAUGUUUAUUCUAAGCUAGCUUAUGCUUGAAGCACAUGAAUCUCACUAUGAGUGAUAUAUCUAUCGGGACAGGGUCACGGACUAAUGGAGCUACCAGCAACAAUUCUGAGGACCGUAACUGCCACCGCAACCAGAUCAAUUCCUCUGAAGCUGCCGGUCGUCCUUUAGCCAUUCUACCGAUUAAUACGCUUCACCAUGGUAUUGGUUUGUUCCCACACCUUAACAUACCUCGUGAAGUGGGGACAACUGCGCCGCUUGUUAACACACCGACAAACAACCGUUGCUCGUCUAUACCAGGCCCAGUUCCCAACACAUCAAGUAAUGCAAUGAGCACUACCUCGCACACUUCGCCAGAUUCAAAUGCUGUUGAUCUGGCCAGCCUCUUCGAGUGCCCUGUGUGUAUGGAUUACGCUCUCCCACCCAUUCUGCAAUGCCAAAGCGGUCAUAUUGUAUGUGCCUCUUGUCGUUCGAAACUCUCCUCAUGUCCCACCUGUCGUGGAAAUUUGGACAACAUCCGCAAUCUGGCUAUGGAGAAACUCGCCUCCAGUGUGCUGUUUCCGUGCAAGUUCUCCACCAGUGGAUGUCCUGAAACGUUCCACUAUACUUCGAAGGCAGAACACGAAAGCGUGUGCGAAUUCCGCCCGUACGACUGUCCUUGUCCCGGUGCCUCAUGCAAAUGGUUGGGCGAACUGGAGCAAGUCAUGCCGCAUUUAAUGCACCAUCACAAAAGCAUCACAACGUUACAAGGUGAGGAUAUCGUAUUUUUAGCCACUGAUAUCAACCUCCCCGGUGCCGUGGAUUGGGUCAUGAUGCAGUCUUGCUUCGGGCACAGUUUUAUGCUUGUGCUGGAAAAACAAGAGCGCGUGCCGGAUCAAAUAUUUUUCGCCCUGGUCCAGCUGAUCGGCACACGGAAACAGGCCGAGCAAUUUGUGUACAGAUUGGAGCUGAAUGGUCAUCGUCGGCGCCUAACUUGGGAAGCCUGUCCACGAAGCAUUCACGAUGGUGUACAGUCAGCUAUUAGCAGCUCAGAUUGCCUAGUUUUCGAUCUGAACACUGCUCAGCUGUUUGCCGACAACGGAAAUCUCGGCAUCAACGUGACCAUCUCCCAGGUCCCCUCACGCAUCUGACCGGACGCGAAUCACUUCCCGUUGUUGCACAGAUGAAUCCAGCCGCCACCCGCUCAGGGUCGUGAGGAGCUCUAUAGCCGCUGUGAUGUGCCAAAAUGCCUUAAUUUUUCUUCACUCAGUUGGUUUCACUCCUCUGCUCUUCUGGACCAGUCGUAUUGGUCACUUGCCUUGCGACCGGAACGAACCGGAAGUUUUCCAGCGUGAUUGACCUGCCGUCAAUUUGUACAUAGUCACUGACUCACAUACACACUUGCAUGAUCAUCACAUGUCGUCGCUAUGGUUUUUAACGGGGGCAGCAGGAUUGAAAAUGUUGCUAA